AGUUGAGCGGGAGGAUCGACUCCGCCCUCGUGGGGGGAAGGGGGUGGUUCCACACCCGGCAGCGGCGGGUGUUGCUGCGGAGCCAUGGCGGCUUGUUCCUUUCGGAGGAGCAUCGCCUCUCAGCUUUCAAGAGUUUUGGACCUGCCGCCAGAACAUUUGAUUAAGUCAAUAUCUGCAGUUCCUGUCUCCAAAAACCGGCAGGUUGCUGAUUUCCAGCUCUCUGUGGAUUCUGUGACAGGGAACAGAUCUAGCAGUCACUCAAAGGCAGAUCUUCAGCUUCAAGCACAGAAGUUAGCAGAGAAGCUAAACUGUGAUACAAUAGUGAGUGAAAUCAGCACUGGUCCAGGCACAGUGAACUUCAAAAUAAACAGAGAAUUAUUAGCAAGGACAGUGUUGCAGCAUGUGCUUAAUGAUGACUCAGAAUAUGGAAUAAGAAGUGAACUCUUCUCUGCACUGCCCAAAAGAAAGAUAGUGGUUGAAUUUAGUUCACCCAAUAUUGCCAAGAAGUUUCACGUAGGACACUUGCGGUCCACAAUAAUAGGGAAUUUCAUAGCAAACCUCAAAGAAGCUCUUGGACAUCAAGUAACCAGAAUAAAUUACCUUGGUGACUGGGGCAUGCAGUUUGGCUUACUGGGAGCUGGUUUCCAACAGUUUGGCAGUGAAGAAAAGCUAAAAUCCACUCCUUUACAGCACCUCUUUGAGGUCUAUGUACAGGCUAACAAAGCAGCAGAAGAUGAAAAUGGAAAGAAGAUGGCACAAGAUUUCUUUAAAAAACUGGAGGCAUGUGAGACACAAGAGCUGUCACUGUGGCAGCAUUUUAGAAACUUCAGUAUUGAAGAGUAUGUCCGUAUUUACAAGCGUCUAGGGGUGCGUUUUGAUGAAUAUUCCGGAGAAUCAUUUUAUCAUGAGAAGUCCCAGGAAGUGCUGAAGAUGUUGGAUAAAAAAGGACUCCUUCAGAAAACGGGGGAAGGAACAGGAAUAGUAGAUCUUUCUGAAAAGGGAGACCUUUCAUCAUGUUCUGCUGUGGCACGCAGUGAUGGGACAUCCCUUUAUAUAACAAGAGAUCUUGCUGCUGCUAUAGACAGAAUGAACACGUAUAAUUUUGAUACUAUGAUUUAUGUGACAGAUAAAAGUCAAAGCUCCCACUUUCAGAAACUGUUCCAGAUACUGAAGCUCAUGGACUGUGAAUGGGCCGAGAGGUGUCAGCAUGUGCCUUUUGGGCUAGUACAAGGCAUGAAGACUCGAAGAGGAGAGGUGGUUUUCCUGGAAGAUGUUUUGGAUGAAGCCCGCACAAGGAUGUUACAAAACAUGGCUUCUGCAAAAUCAACUAAAGAACUGGAAAACCCUCUUGAGACUGCAGAAACGAUUGGGCUUGCAGCACUCAUCAUUCAGGAUUUCAAGGGCCGUCUCUCAUCUGAUUAUCAGUUUAGCUGGGAUCGGGUUCUCCAGAGUCGAGGAGACACAGGUGUGUUCCUGCAGUACACACAUGCCAGACUCCACAGUUUAGAGCAGAUGUGCGGAAAUGGGCAACUUGCUGACAUUAAUGCCGCAUGUUUACAAGAUCCACAAGCCCUAUCAAUCCUUCAGCAUCUUCUCAGAAUCCACAAUGAGCACUGGGAGAUAACACAAUCUAAAAGCAAAGCUUGCUUCUAAAGUACUGUCAUCUUUGCUUUGGAGCAGCUGUGGUGAGCCCUGAAAUCUGCAAUAUUGAGGAGAUUUGUGAAGCAGCACCAACAGAAUAAAUGAACAAGGUAGAAAAAUGAGUUGGGUAUAAUAUUUCACAGACCAGUUUUAAAAUGGUGCUUGUGUUUGGCAUUGGUGCUGAUCCCAGCUGUUGUAGUGACUGUGAGAGCACUGGUGUCAGUAUAUCUACCUAUCCAAGGCCCUGGAGCCUGCCGUCGAUGGUCAGCUUCCUUUAGGACAGCGUCUUCUCCAGAACCGAGUCGCCUGCUUGUUCUUCUGUCUCAGUAGGUAGGUGCUGGAUGAAGGCACCAUUGAGGGUCACACUUCACUGACUUUUACCCCUUUCUGGCAGACUUGUGUGAUCCCCCAGUAUCUUUUGGCUGCCCAAUCCAGAGGUCGCUAUCCCACAUAGGUCUUGAGUAGUGCCUGACAGCUAUUAGUCACAGGGGUCUUGCCUGCCAGUAGUGCAGUUUUGGGAGUUAGUUUGUGAUUUUUGAUUAAUUAAUAAUGGUAUUGUUAAGGGUUGCAGGAUUAGUCAAUCAGGUGGGUGCUCAGUCCCAGAAAUCAGUUCCUUGGGUUAGUUAGCCUAAAAUGGCUUGUAGAGUAGAAUUUUGUAAUGGUAAGUACCUCUGGCUAGGCUAUGGUCAUUUAAUACACUCAUCAUACUGAUCAUCAGACACUCACAUUCACUCAAGGGGGACCAGCCCAAUAUAGCAGAUUUUAUCACUUUACAAUUGCAACUUCAAUGCAGUUUUUAAUAAUGGUCCAGGGUGUAACUUCACUCUACAGGGAAUACAUUCCUUAAGGGUUUAAAAGUAUAAAAUACAAAAUGCCAUGGUAAAGAUGAGACAGAUGAAAUAUAAAAAUGCACUGUGAGAAAUAUAUAAAAAUGCAAUGUGAGGUAGUGAGGCUCAAAGGCUACUGGGGACAGUAAGUGAGUUAGGUUAGCACAGGAUAUUUUUACAGUCUUUGAAGUGGAUAUUUUAGUUCUUUUGUUUUCUUUAGUGACACUGAGCUUAAUUGAUAUGUAGAUGUAGCUUCUAGGUUUCUCCUACAGAAAGCCACUUCAGCUUUCUGGCUUGCUCUGAGCCUUGCCAUACCCAUGCAAUGAGUGUGCUAGGUCUCUGCCAAUACUUAGAAGGAAAAAGAAAUGCACAAAAUGGGGGUGGGGGGGAGAUGCAGGCAAGAAGUGGCUUCUGUUAUUUCAAUGUCCAGAAGGGAAAUGUGGAAAGAGGGCUUUCUGCUACACUGUCAUCUAUUUCCUUGUAGUUGCAGGCUGCUCCCUGAACUGUCCUCUACCUCUUCU
Messenger RNA from Alligator mississippiensis (American alligator), 2989 nucleotides. RefSeq names its product arginyl-tRNA synthetase 2, mitochondrial (gene RARS2). The record is from RefSeq and is a predicted model, not a curated record. Gene Ontology annotation, molecular function: ATP binding; arginine-tRNA ligase activity. The transcript is spliced from 18 exons. Gene Ontology annotation, biological process: mitochondrial translation; arginyl-tRNA aminoacylation. Bases 85 to 1653 code for a protein of 522 amino acids. Gene Ontology annotation, cellular component: cytoplasm; mitochondrion. Lineage: Eukaryota; Metazoa; Chordata; Crocodylia; Alligatoridae.